ACUUCCUCCGGCAAAGCUAAAUCAGACAGCUCCUCCAGAGUGAGCAAGGAGUAGCUACACCAUAGACGACGACAAACGAUUGGAAACGCAACCUUGGCGAGUUUUGAGCGGGGAAUACGCUGACAAUCUGGGGGUUUAGUAACAAGGGGAGUCCGCAAUGACUUGGGGAACGGAGCUUUGGGACCAGUUUGAAAACCUUGACAAGCAUACUCAAUGGGGGAUCGACUUCCUAGAGAGGUAUUCAAAGUUUGUCAAGGAAAGGCUGGAGAUCGAACAGACAUAUGCAAAACAGUUGAGGAACCUGGUGAAGAAGUACUGUCCCAAACGCUCCAAAGACGAUGAACCUAGGUUCUCGUCGUGCGUGUCGUUCUACUCCAUCCUGAACGAGCUGAAUGACUACGCGGGGCAGAGGGAGGUGGUGGCCGAGGAGAUGGGACACAAGGUGUACGGAGAGCUGAUGAGGUAUUCACAGGACCUCAAGUCAGAGAGGAAACAGCACCUCCAGGAGGGCAGGAAGGCCCAGCAGUAUCUGGACCAGUGUUGGAAACAGAUGGACAAUAGCAAGAAGAAGUUUGAGCGGGAGUGCAAGGAGGCAGAGAAAUCACAGAUCAGCUACGACCGGUUAGACAACGACAUCAACGCCACCAAGUCAGAGGUAGAAAAGGCAAAGUCCCAGUUGUACCUGCGCACACACUCGGCAGACGAGAGUAAGAACGAGUACGCUGCUCAGCUGCAGAACUUUAACGGGGAACAGUGGAAACAUUUCAACGUGGCCAUUCCACAGAUAUUCAAGAACCUGCAGGACAUGGACGAGAGGCGGACAGUGAAGCUGGGAGAGACGUACCGGAGCUUUGCCGACGUGGAGCGCAGAGUCGUCCCCAUUAUCUCCAAGUGUCUGGAGGGUAUGGUGACUGCUGCCAAGGCUGUGGACCAACGCAAGGACUCAGCGAUUGUAGUGGAGUCGUUUAAGUCAGGCUUUGAGCCUCCGGGGGACUACCCGUUUGAGGACUACAGUCAGAAUCUCUCCCGGACGGGCUCAGACAACACCAUCAGCACCCCCAAGAACGAGGGGGGGGUCAAGCCAGACCCCAAACACUCCAUCAGCAAAACAGCCAAGAACAAACUGUGGCUCUUUGGGAAAAAGCCGAAGAGUGCCCUGGCUCCAUCACUGGAGGACUUUAGCCACCUGCCUCCUGAACAGAGACGUAAGAGGCUCCAGGCUAGGAUAGACGAGCUCAGCAAAGAACUACAGAAAGAAGUGGACCAAAGAGAUGCACUGAACAAGAUGAAGGAUGUGUAUGAGAAGAACCCUCAGAUGGGCGACCCCCAGAGUCUCCAGCCCAAGAUAUCAGAGACCAUGUGCAACAUGGAGAAACUGCGCUCUGAGAUCCACAAGAAUGAGAGCUGGCUGUCGGAGGUGGAGGGGAAAGUGGGCACCAGAGGAGACCGAAGACCCAGUGCUGAUGUCAACCAUCACGCCCCCCACGGCAGAGAGAGCCCUGAGGGCAGUUACACAGACGUCCCCAACCAGGAGCACCGCAGCCCCCCUCACCAGCCAGACCCCCGACAGGCCCACCAGCCAGACGAGUUUGAUGAUGAGUUUGACGAUGACGACCCGCUCCCAGUCAUUGGCCACUGCAAAGCACUCUACUCCUUUAGCGGUCAGAACGAGGGUACGCUGUUGAUGAAGGAGAACGAGGUGCUGUACAUCAUUGAGGAGGACAAGGGUGACGGCUGGACGCGAGCCAGGAAGCAGAGCGGAGAGGAGGGCUAUGUGCCCACGUCCUACGUGGAGAUCGCCAUGGAGAAGAACAGCAAAGGUGCAGUCACCUACAUCUGAUCUGACCACCUGCAUGGACUCCUAUAUCAUAUCCCCUCUUCCUCCUCUGGGGAUUGCUGGUCAGAACAGCAGCCCUUCUUCUUUGUUCACUGUGUGAGCUCACGGCAAACAAACACAACAGACAUCCUGGUAGUGUAGUGACCUCCCUGUACAGGAGCUCUGUAUCAAUGAAUUAAGCCAUGUGUGUCUGUAUGAGGAUGUAUCCAUAGCCACGAUCUGUGGCAAGGGGACUCCUCCCCCCCUUAAGGCAGAUUAUUUUAUUUAAUAUUUCAGAAGUGAUUUGUGUUAUGUUUGUUUUUAGAUCAUGUGUCUUUUGUUUUUAGAAGGAGAUGUUGUAAUGCUCUACUGGUUUUUAGUUGUCAGUGGUGACAGAUUUGGAAAAUAGAAAAAAUAACCUACCUGUUUUACCUUUGUAUGGUCUUAUAUGUGUUAUCAGCCAUCUGUUGUGAGUCUCAUAUGUGAAGUGAUCUGCUCCACCUAUUAAGACAGGAAUGCAGUAAAACAGUCCUGGUAAGGACUGGCCUGUUUUGUGCCUAUAUGACUCAUGCCUCCCACUACAAUACUACGCUUUAAGAUAAUCGUACACUCCUUCUCUCUUUGUGUGUGUCACAACAAUGGCACCCUCUGGUGGUCAGGACUAUAUUACACUCAGAGGAGUAGUUGUACUGUCUUCUGUCUCUGUCCUAGUGGUGUGGGUGGUGGCAGGUGUCGAUGCUCUGUAGGCAGGUCAGUACAGUAACUCCUCUCCUCUCUCUCUCUCCUAUUGGACUGCAGAUUCCUGAGUGGAGCAGUGUGGCGAGGUCUUUGGUGGAGGGUACAUGCUGAGUCUGGUGGGGCUAGUGGCAGACAGGUCUUGUUCUGGGCGGACAGAGCAGGGGAGGGGAAAGGCUUGGCAGGUUGCAUGUUUGCAUGCACACGUCCAUGGCCAUUAACAUGAUUCCAUAGCAUCAGAGACUCUUGGGGUAGUAGCUAUGCCUCUGUAGGAGGGGAGUGAUCUUCCUAAACUGUGUCUGCCUAGACACAGCACAGAGUAACCAUCCAACUGCAGCAUAACAGCAGAAUCCGGGACCGGGGAGGGGUCUUAGAGCUAGCAGCUUACAACAUCAUCAUUUAUAAUGAGAGAAAAGCAAGCAAUGCACUACUACACUACUACUACACUACUACUCACCUCUGUAUUUCUGCUCCUCAGAUAACGUCCAGCACUAACAGCCUGUCUUGUUGUUGCAUUGUCAUUCUAUUGUUGGGAAUGCCUGACUGUGCCACUCUCCUGUGGUCGCCUUACCUUAACGCGCGCCAGCAUGUCUGUAACAUGAACUGUCAUUCCUUCAUACAGGACUGGCCAUGAUGAAUGCAGCGUCUUGGAUGUAACUGUGGUCGCUCCCGCCGCCCAUUCAUUCACUUCUAAUCUUCCUGUAUGUCUUCUUCAUUCUUCCACGUUUAGUUUUUUGUGUGUCUUGUUUUUGUUCUAACUGUGUUGAUGGAAUUGUUCUCAUCAUGCUAGUGCGUGUGUGUGUUGAAUGUCAUCUCUGUCAUGGUGUUGUUCAGUAACUCGUGGCGCCGCAUUCAGUCACUCAGGUCGGUGUAGGACUACUGUAGUCACAGACAGCCGGCCUGCCCAUCACACUACCCCAUCCUCGCUCCUCUCUGCACCAGCACCAGCACCAGACAAGAGGAAGGCUGGAGGGGUGGUGCAGUGACAUCAGCGCACCAGCAGAGGGCCUUCCUCCCUCACCAGUCAGUCAUCACACAGGAGCUCAGGCUCAGGCCAGGAAACCUGGAGGCUGAGCUAAAACAAAGGCCAUCGAACAACAACACUCCAUGCAUUCUUUUCCUUAAUAAUAUCUGAGAGUGAGGAUGGACCCACUGAGUGCUCUUCCAUCACUCUCUGCUGCACACAAGGACUCCAACCGACUAGAUCUACGCUGGCUUGCUGUGGUGGUGCUCUUGGGCCUGACCGCCACGUCUCUUCUCCUCUGUCUCCCUGGAGCAUCCUGGGGCCUCGGUGUGCUGCGAUCUCCACACAAAUGAGUGUUGCAUUACCAUAACGUUCCUCUUUCAAGCGCAUAUUAUAUUUCUGAUUGUGAUGAUACAUAUAUUAACAUGUGUAUACAUAUACCCGUAUGUAUAUAAGUAGUUCAUUUUAUUACUGAAUUGUAUUAACAUCUCUUUUAUUUCAUACUGAAUGUGUUUUUAUGGUGACUUUUUAUAGGGUUUUAAUCAGUCGUACCAUUAGCUCAUAGUAGCCAUGCAUUGUUUGUCAGAACAUCCUUCUGAUGUUGAUGCACUUUUGCCCUAUAGCAUUUUUAAUUGAAUAUCGAUGAAUGAAUGAAAUGGACUCUGUAUGCUACCUUUUGUACAAAUGUAAAGUGAGACAGCUGUGACCACUGUUAUUAUAGGUGGUGUAGAGUUCAGAACUACCACAAAUAUAGGAAUUUACUGCUUUUGAUACUCCUAGUCCUAACCAUUUUUUAUUUAAUUAAUUUGGAAGUGAAUUUAAUUUGCACGAUUCCCUUUAAUUAGUAUGAGCAUAAUUGACAUGGUGAGUGAUCACCAUGAUCACCCAUGUUGCUUAAAUCAAAGAAGUGAUGUAGCUUUUAUCAGACUGACACAGUGUUUUAACCUGGCAGGAUAUAAUAUUCCCCAUUUUAAAACCCUUUUUUUGCAGUUAAUUUGGUGGUCCCACUUUGAAAUGCUAAUAGGAUCAGUGAUUUAGUUCCUAAUAAAUACUUAAAGCUGUGAAAGUGAUAUCAUGAUAUGUUCAUCUUACUUGAACUGCAUCUCUCUCAACUUCCUGGAGACAACCCUAGGUCUUAGACAUCCAAUGGAGGAACAUAUCUUCUUGAUGAAUGUGCACUAACUAACACAGAUAAUGCUGUUUAAAAUGGUGCAGGUUAUAUACAUCCUGCGAUUCUGUUUAGUUUAUCUUGUCAUUCCAUUGCCUGGAUGAGCUCAUUUGAAUGUUCACUCCUCUUUUGUUGAACUGGUGUAUUAUCAGAACUGGGGGAACGUCCUUCCCUUUGUUUCAGUGACAUUCCUUUGAGUAGCUUACGGAGGAGCAUGAAGGUGCAUGCUUGACUCAACAUAUCUGAAGUUCACAGCAAAUAUUUAAGCGCUGUAUAUUGGCUACCUGCCUCUAUUGUAGGCCUAUUCAUGUAUUGACCCUACUCUACAAUAUCAACCAAUAUAGUAAUACUGGUUAAAUCCCUGAUGAACAUGUAAUUGUUGAUCAAAAUCAGAAGAGGAAGUCCAGGUUUAAGUUGUUAAUGUGUAAGUAGUUGUUUUUAAUAUGAAGUACGUUAACCCAUUCAUGUCUGCAGUGUGUGUCUGGCUGUCCUCCAUCAGUAAUAACAAGGAGUUUGACACGCUUGUCUCUAAUUGCCUAAAACGGUGCUGGACCGAGUUGUUGUCACCACAGUGCAAGUGGCCUUCAGUGAUGACGCUUUUUGAUGAUGGAUAUGUAGGUUUCUCACUAGCAUCCUUAACCAAAAGUUAUGCCAUGAAGGGAUUUUCAUUUUGGGCUGAAACUGAGCUAAAUCAUAUCCAUUAUGCUGUAAUUCUGAUCAUUAUGCAAAACUUAACAAUAAGUUUUAAGACUCGGUAAUAUUCACGCUUGCAGUGGCAAAUUCGUCUAAUGGCAGAAAAGUAGAUAUGAGUAUCUCGCUGUUGUCUUAUUUUAACAUAUAUUGCAGUACUUCUAUUUCUUCAUGUUGUGCACAUCUUUUUACUUUUAAUGUUGUGAGACACUUUGUGUGGGAAAAAAUGUUCUCUCAAAUUGUUCUAAUAAACAAACACAUGAACAAACA
This is a messenger RNA of Salvelinus sp. IW2-2015, 5643 nucleotides long. The record is from RefSeq and is a predicted model, not a curated record. NCBI's taxonomy places the organism in Eukaryota, Metazoa, Chordata, Actinopteri, Salmoniformes, Salmonidae.